Molecule: messenger RNA, 564 nt
Organism: Aaosphaeria arxii CBS 175.79
Lineage: Eukaryota; Fungi; Ascomycota; Dothideomycetes; Pleosporales
Exons: 1
Coding region: 1-564 (187 amino acids)
Cellular component (GO): nucleus; cytoplasm
Molecular function (GO): protein tyrosine phosphatase activity
Source: RefSeq, a predicted model, not a curated record
AUGUCCACAACAACCCUCUCCGACCUAACCUACACGACGCGCGAAGCCCUCUCCAAACGCAUCCUCUCGUCCCCCGACGCCCCGUCCCUGCCCCCCGACAUCGCCAUCAUCGACGUCCGCGACUCCGACCACGUGGGCGGCCACAUCCGCGGCUCGACGUGGGUGCCCAGCUCGGAGCUCGACUACAAGCUGCCGGAGCUCGUGCGCACGCUGCGCGACAAGAAGACGGUGGUGUUUCACUGCGCGCUGAGCCAGCAGCGGGGGCCUAGUGCUGCGCUGCGGUACUUGAGGGAGAAGCAGAGGCUGGACCCUGCGAAGGGGGGUGUCGCGGGGGGAGAGGGGGAGGGGAAGUCGGCGGAGGAGGGGAAGUCGGCGGAGGAGGGGAAGUCGGCGGAGGAGGGAAAGACGGCGGAGGAGGGAAAGACGGCGGAGGAGUUGCAGGAUAAGCCUGGACAGCAGGUUGUGGUGCUGGAGGGCGGUUUUACGAAGUGGCAGGAGAGGUAUGGGGAGGAUAAGCGGUUGACGGAGUCUUAUCAGAAGGAUAUUUGGGAGUUUGGGUAUUAG